AUGGCAAAAGCGAAGGAGACGCGCAGUUCUGUGCUGGCGGCCAGUGCACAGCAUCAGCGUGUGGAAAGUAUGGGUUCCAUUAUGACGUUUCUGGCUAUUACUGGUACGUGGUUGGGUGCCGCGUGGCUGGAUCCUUUAGGCGGUAUGGUACAGGCCGUGUACAAUUUUCGGGAGGCAUGGAGGCUGCUUAUGUCGGCGGUGAACCAUUUGUGCGAUGGAAGUGCCGGUCCUGAGCAUGUACAGAGUGUGCGUGUACAGUUGGACCAACUAUUGGACUAUAUGAAAGAGCGGGGUGAAGGACCUAUGUUUUCAUGGAGUCAACUUGCAGUGAUACCAAAUGGACCAUUCAUGACGGCCUAUAUAACACUGACAUUUCCCCCUCAUACAGCUUUGGAGCAGGUGCUGACCAUUGAAGCGAUGAUUGAAAAGCGCCUCCAGGCACAUAUCCCCAUGAUUACCCAACUACGGACAAAGUUGAACAUUCGUAAACCUGUAGAGUAG
Molecule: messenger RNA, 501 nt
Organism: Malassezia pachydermatis
Lineage: Eukaryota; Fungi; Basidiomycota; Malasseziomycetes; Malasseziales; Malasseziaceae
Product: mitochondrial metal transporter 2
Exons: 2
Coding region: 1-501 (166 amino acids)
Biological process (GO): transmembrane transport; monoatomic cation transport
Cellular component (GO): membrane
Molecular function (GO): monoatomic cation transmembrane transporter activity
Source: RefSeq, a predicted model, not a curated record